Syzygium oleosum is the source of this 574-nucleotide messenger RNA. RefSeq names its product 10 kDa chaperonin, mitochondrial-like. NCBI's taxonomy places the organism in Eukaryota, Viridiplantae, Streptophyta, Magnoliopsida, Myrtales, Myrtaceae. The transcript is spliced from 3 exons. Gene Ontology annotation, cellular component: mitochondrial matrix. Bases 92 to 385 code for a protein of 97 amino acids. Gene Ontology annotation, molecular function: protein-folding chaperone binding; ATP binding; metal ion binding. The record is from RefSeq and is a predicted model, not a curated record.
UCCUCCUCCUCCUCCUUCUCCCAGACCCAUCAUCCUCCCCCGAGCUUUCAGUUGCAGAAGCUUCUGGUCGCUCCCGUUCCCCCCACCUCCCAUGGCGAAGCGUCUGAUCCCGACCCUCAAUCGCGUCCUGAUAGAGAAGAUCGUCCCUCCGUCCAAAACCAAUACCGGGAUCUUGCUCCCCGAGAAGACCACCAAGCUGAAUUCUGGAAAAGUUAUAGCAGUGGGUCCUGGAGCUCGGGAUAAGGAUGGGAAGAUUAUUCCUGUUAGCGUGAAGGAAGGAGAGAUGGUUCUUUUGCCUGAAUAUGGUGGAACUGAAGUAAAGCUUGGCGAGAAAGAGUUUCAUCUGUACAGAGAUGAAGACAUCUUGGGGACUCUUCAUGAUUAAGCGUGCUCUUCAUUUACUCUCAGAGGCAUGAAACAAUUACUGUCAAGGAGUACUACUGUUCUGCAACUUGAUUUUCUUUUUUAAAUGAUCCAUGAGACUUCAAACCUUAGCUAGAGCUGAUUCGAACUGGGCUUUCACGAACACUUGAGCCUACGUUGCAAUGGAAAGCCAUUAAUUCUCAUUACAUAA